Messenger RNA from Eleginops maclovinus (Patagonian blennie), 1140 nucleotides. It is a transcript of the gene trpt1, whose product is annotated as tRNA phosphotransferase 1. The transcript is spliced from 7 exons. Gene Ontology annotation, biological process: tRNA splicing, via endonucleolytic cleavage and ligation. NCBI's taxonomy places the organism in Eukaryota, Metazoa, Chordata, Actinopteri, Perciformes, Eleginopidae. Gene Ontology annotation, molecular function: tRNA 2'-phosphotransferase activity. The record is from RefSeq and is a predicted model, not a curated record.
UGAAGCGAAUAACGACAAUAUCAGGAAGUGGGACGCUGCAUGUUUGUUUACAUGAGUUUACUGACAACAGGUGUGAGCCUCUAUGACGUUUCGCUGAAUUAAACUCAGAACAAUUGGUGGUGGAAUAUCCGGCAGGUUCAACUAAUGGUCUGAAUAUCUUAGCUGCCUGAACUUAAAUGGACAGUAGUGGAGUAGGAGGCGGAAGAAAAGGAGGCAGAGGAGGCAGAGGAAGGAGAGGAAAUCGUGGGGGAGAGGGCAGAGAUGUCCGUCUGUCUAAAUCCUUGUCCUAUGCUCUUCGCCAUGGAGCCAACAAUAUGGGUCUUCAAAUAAACUCAGAUGGCUUCAUGUUUGUGGAUGAUCUCCUGGCUCACAUGCAGUUCAGCUCAUACUCACUGGAAGACGUGGAAAGAGUAGUGGCCACAAAUGACAAGCAGCGCUUUAAACUUCGUCAGCUGGAGGACGGCCGCCUCCAAAUUCGAGCAAGUCAGGGGCAUUCAGUACAAGUAAUGGAUUUGGAGCUGAAACCGGUCCUGGCUGGUUCUCCAGACUGCCCUGCUGAGGCCGUUCAUGGCUCCUAUCUCCGCAACUGGAGCUCCAUUCAGCAGCAGGGCCUGAGCCGCAUGAGGAGGACACACAUCCACCUGGCACCCGGCCUGCCUGGGGCGGACGGUGUCAUCAGUGGUAAAGUGUGACAGACUGAUCUUGCUGUGUAUAUUGACAUUCCCAAAGCUCUUGCUGACGGUAUUGAGUUUUUCUGGUCAGAUAACGGUGUGCUGCUGACUGCAGGCGAUGCAGAGGGAAAACUUAUCCCUAAAUACUUCAGCCGAGCCUUGAGACUGAGACCUACAAGGAGUAUCCUACCACUGCAGUAGCAUCAUAGCAUACUGUUGUGUGGUUUGUCACUUGACUUAGAAUGGAAAAGCAGAGGAUACAGACACUGUGGUUUAAUGUAACAGACUUCUGUAACUGUCUAUUGAGAUAUACACAGCAUGUGAGGCGAGAUAAAUGGUUAGAAGCUUCCUGUGGAAAAAACAGCAGAAAUGACCCCAAUAUGAUGCAACCAUGAGGAGUAAAGACAACACAGAAUGAAAAAUGAACUGCUGUAUUUAUUUAAUAAAUGUUUAUUUGUGAAGAAAAUUA